UUCAUUUCCCAUUCAUCUAGUUCCUUCUCCUCCGUAAUGUUUAUCUACACGAAGUUUCAGUGCUGAGAUCUCUUAAAGAAAAUAUUUUCCCUUUCGUUUUUUUUCACAUUUUCUCGUCAACCAAACAGGCCCCUUAGAUUCUCCAUUUCGUGAGAUCUCGCAUUCGAUCGAAGAGAAAUCGACAUGGGGUUCUUGGUGACAACCCUAAUUUUCGUAGUGAUUGGGAUCAUUGCGUCGAUUUGCACCAGAAUUUGCUGCAAUAGAGGACCCUCUACUAAUUUGUUCCAUCUGACAUUGGUUAUUACAGCAACAGUCUGUUGUUGGAUGAUGUGGGCGAUAGUAUAUCUUGCACAGAUGAAACCACUUAUUGUCCCAAUUCUCAGUGAAGGGGAAUGAAGUUCUGCGUGGAAUACCAUACAGUGCAUUAUCAGUAUAGCCAACAAUAUGGAUUAUGGAUUGGCUAGCAGAGUAUCUGAUUUCGGUUUUGUGGAUCAUUCAGUAGUAUUUUCUUGUGUAUGUAAUUCUUGUUGGAGCAUCAACCUUGAAUUGGUUUUACACUGUUGCUCAACAUUACAUGUGAUAAAAUUGUUGUAUUUACCCUUCUUUCACUUCAGGAGUCAUAUUAUCAGAGUGUAAUCAUAAAAAUAUGCAGUUUGGAUGAAAUAAGUGAUGAUAGAGUAUUUCUCUUUUUUAA
This is a messenger RNA of Quercus robur (English oak), 694 nucleotides long. Its product is annotated as V-type proton ATPase subunit e1. The coding region runs from base 184 to 396 and encodes 70 amino acids. Gene Ontology annotation, molecular function: proton-transporting ATPase activity, rotational mechanism. Gene Ontology annotation, biological process: proton transmembrane transport. The record is from RefSeq and is a predicted model, not a curated record. The transcript has 4 exons. Gene Ontology annotation, cellular component: proton-transporting V-type ATPase, V0 domain. Lineage: Eukaryota; Viridiplantae; Streptophyta; Magnoliopsida; Fagales; Fagaceae.